Molecule: messenger RNA, 405 nt
Organism: Marasmius oreades (fairy-ring Marasmius)
Lineage: Eukaryota; Fungi; Basidiomycota; Agaricomycetes; Agaricales; Marasmiaceae
Exons: 2
Coding region: 1-405 (134 amino acids)
Source: RefSeq, a predicted model, not a curated record
AUGAAAUUCACGACCUUUGCCACUGCUGCAGGAUCCGUCAUUUUCUUCGCUCUCGCUGCCCAAGCACAAGAUUCAUCCUCUGCUGCUGAGACUGCCAGUGUUACCGAAACUGUCACUGAUACCAGCACAACCACGAGCACUGACAUUGGUGUCCCAAGCGACAUCUCCAGCGCCCUUUCCGACGCUUCCUCCGUCCUCAACUCGGCAACUUCAGUCAUCAGAAGUGCCACUUCCGUUGUAGGGAGUGCCACAUCCCGCGCGUCUUCCCUUAUCAAUUCAUCUGUAAAACCCACCGGCACUUCCUCUACCGCUUCGCCUAAUCGCACCAACGGAGCUUCUGGCAUUAGGACCGAGGGUCUGGCAUUUGGAUUGGGUGCUGGUAUCGUUGUCGCUGCUCUUUUGUAA